AUGAAGCUCGUUCAUUUCGCAGGGCUUGCUGCUCUUAUCUCCUUGGUCCCUGCAGCUGCUGGGCUCAGCUGUGAGAAGGAUGUCGACCACAAAAAGGAGUACACCACCAACGGGAAGGUGUACAAGCUUUACUGCAACAGUCUGGUCUCGCCUUUCAAGCCGAAUCUCGACACCAUCAAGCCCGUAGCUACCGCCGAGGAGUGCGCGGACAAGUGCGCCCAGCGGAGUGACUGUGGCCACAGUCAUUACGGUGAGAAGAAUCAGAUAUGUUUCCUCAGGCCAGCCAAGACUUCGAUAUCCGAGAAGCAGUUCUCGGCCAAUGCCGGCACGAAUGGCAACUUCUACAGUUGGGUAUAUGACCGUGACGCACCAAAAACUCCGGUCGGAGGCAGCAAUGGAGGUGGAAACAACAACGGAGGUGGCACCGGUACCGGAGGCGGCACAGGCACCGGAGGCGGCAACAACAAUGGAGGCGGCACCGGUACCGGAGGAGGCAACAACAAUGGAGGCGGCACAGGCACCGGAGGAGGCAACAACAAUGGAGGCGGCACUGGUACUGGAGGCGGCAACAACAAUGGAGGCGGCACCGGUACUGGAGGCGGCAACAACAAUGGAGGCGGCACAGGCACCGGAGGAGGCAACAACAAUGGAGGCGGUACAGGCACUGGAAACGGAAACAACAAUGGAGGCAGCAGCGUUAACCAAGCAUCUUACGACUGCACUAACCAAAAGGACCACGGCAAGAUGUUUGUUAUGAACGGCCAAGCCUAUGAGCUUCUCUGCGAUCACUCCAACCCUCAUGGCGGAUAUUACACACACCAAGGAGUCAACUCGCUGAGGCGCUGCGUUGAACUGUGUGCGCAGGAUCCCAAAUGUAAAAAUGCCGAGUACCACGUCUCGAGUGGAAACUGCGAGAUGGAGCCUGACAACAACCCCGGCCCGUUCGUCGGCUACCAUCUCUGGGUUCCCAGGUCGUGCCCCAAGACGCCUCGCGCUCAGUCCGCUGUUGUCAACCCCCAGCAGACGACUGAUCUUACCUGCCCCAUGAGCGACGGCAAGGUUUACGAGGGAGUGGAUGGAACCUGGUACUACAUCCAGUGCUGUUCAGACUCACCCGGUGCUGUCGUGGUUGGUUUUGCUCAGGCCAGCAGCCACCAGGACUGUUUGGACAAGUGCUCUCACGACAAGAAAUGCUCCAGCGUUGCCUUUGACACUACGAGCAAGGACAACUGCAAGUUCAUGGGUCCCGGCAAGUUCUCCACGGUUCACAAGGAGGGAGUUCACUAUCAUUUUGCCACCAGCCCGCCCACAGUUGCUGCCAAGCCCUUUGAAUCCAAGAGGUGCUCCACCGAUUGUCCCGAGGCCGACGGUCAAAUCUUUGCAAGCCCUACCGGAGAGAACUUUGUCAUGUCUUGCCAGAAGCGCCACGGUACGACGUACCUCAAGGAUGAGCCUGACCGCUAUCCUACCUUUGCUGCAUGCAUGAAGGCUUGCGGCUCGGUCCCUGCCUGCCUGAGCGUCGACUACGAGGCCAAGACGCAAAAGUGCUACUUUAGCACCAACUCCAAGUCACCCACCAUCGCCGCUAAGGCCUUCAUGAGCGCCCACUCGGCGGGCUGCUCGGGCGCCUGCGCCGGCUGCGAGGGCAACAGCUGCAAGGACCUGGCCGCCGGCCCGCUGCCCAAGGAUGCCAAGUGGGGAUGCCCUGAGGACCACGGCAAGCCGGUCACCGUCCAGGGCGUCGACUUCCAGGUCGCCUGCCAGCACACCAUCAACAGCCACCCGUGGGUUGAGCUGACGGGCACCACCAGCCACAAGCAGUGCGUGGAGAAGUGCGCCGCCGACAGCAGCUGCGGUGGCGUCAACUGGAUCGGAACAAAGUGCUAUAAGCACCCGGACAGCAACCAGGACGGAAGCUCCGUCUUUGUCAGUGAGCGCGCCGACUCUGACGCCUACGUCAAGAUACCCGGCCGCCUUUACAACUCCUUGAGCGCCUAG
This is a messenger RNA of Pyricularia pennisetigena, 1998 nucleotides long. RefSeq lists its product as uncharacterized. The transcript is spliced from 6 exons. The coding region runs from base 1 to 1998 and encodes 665 amino acids. NCBI's taxonomy places the organism in Eukaryota, Fungi, Ascomycota, Sordariomycetes, Magnaporthales, Pyriculariaceae. The record is from RefSeq and is a predicted model, not a curated record.